Messenger RNA from Linum trigynum, 414 nucleotides. The record is from the annotation of a GenBank genome assembly. NCBI's taxonomy places the organism in Eukaryota, Viridiplantae, Streptophyta, Magnoliopsida, Malpighiales, Linaceae.
AUGCUCCCCAUCUCGGCUGCAGCAGCGAGUCCUAACCCACACCUAGACUCAGAAGUGUCACCGUCGACCUCCACCAAUCCACCAACAUCAGGGGUGCCGCAGCGGCUGCUAGUUGAAGCCCCACCAUCCACUUUGAAGAUAACAACGAAGGAUUGGCCGCUCUCCCUCCCUUCGUCAAUCUCAACUUCUCGCUGCUCUUCCGCCCCUUCUCGAUGCUUCUCGGCGCCACUUAGUAAAUGCAGCUUGCCGCUUGGUCAUUCCUUCCGCUGCCAAGUGCUAAUCUUCUUGUGCGGUUUUGUUCACAUUCCUUCGUCUUCCUUCGGCUCUACAGGUAGUCCAAUCCUCUUUUCAUAUCCCCUUUAUUUCUCGUGUUGCUCUCUCCUUUACUGUUGCGGUUCUUUCUUUUGCCACUAG